Alnus glutinosa is the source of this 2201-nucleotide messenger RNA. RefSeq names its product rop guanine nucleotide exchange factor 1-like. Gene Ontology annotation, molecular function: guanyl-nucleotide exchange factor activity. NCBI's taxonomy places the organism in Eukaryota, Viridiplantae, Streptophyta, Magnoliopsida, Fagales, Betulaceae. Bases 250 to 1881 code for a protein of 543 amino acids. The transcript is spliced from 6 exons. The record is from RefSeq and is a predicted model, not a curated record.
UGGUCCCUGUUAACGCAAACGCCAUGGUUACUAAAGAAACUGAGAAAAAAGGGAGCGAAGUAUCAAUGUCAGUACCAGUGCUAGUAGUAGCUUUAUUUGCUUUGCUCUUGUUACUCUGUUCAGUCCUGUGACUCUGAGUACUGUAUUCUAUGGUACGGUACAGUUAAUCCUUAAUUCUUCUUCACCGGAGGGAAAUGUACGGUUAUGAUUCUUAAUCCUCAUCAGAACCUAAGUCUCUGAUCUUGAUCAAUGGGGAGCGUUUCGUCCGAAGACGAUUUCGACCAAUUGAGCGAGCGGUUCGAGAGCUACAGUCUGAGCGCGGACGUUAGCGAGUCGGAGAGUUCCAGUGGUUUUUUUUCGCGUCGGCGAUAUGGUCACGAGUGCGUGGUUAGUUCUCUGACGUCUUCGCCGCUCGCCGGAAACGAGGUGGGCGAGAAUUCCGAUAUCCCGGCGCCUGUGCCGGUGAUGUUGCCGGUGGUCGGUGGUAGGCACGUGGUGAUUCCUGCGAAGAAGACGGAUAAUUCGGAGACGGAGUUAUCCGAAAUUGAGUUGAUGAAGGAGCGGUUUGCUAAGCUUCUGCUUGGAGAAGAUAUGUCAGGGGGAGGGAAGGGAGUUUGUACUGCUCUUGCUAUCUCCAAUGCCAUCACAAACCUUUCAGCUACUGUGUUUGGGGAGCUGUGGAAGCUAGAGCCAUUGGCUCCACAGAAGAAAUCGAUGUGGUGUCGAGAAAUGGAAUGGCUUUUAUGUGUGAGUGACUUCAUUGUAGAGCUCAUUCCAUCUGUGCAAGAAUUCCCAGGUGGGGGGACCUUUGAGGUUAUGGUGACACGGCCUCGCGCAGAUCUCUAUGUGAACCUCCCAGCACUCAAAAAACUAGAUGCAAUGCUACUUGGCAUUCUUGAUGGUUUUCACGAUUCUGAGUUUUAUUAUGUUGAUCGUGGGAUAAUUGUUUCUGGCGCUGAUGACACAGAAGCUAAUCAUUUAUCUGCAUCCCCUUUAAGACCUUCAGUUAGGCAGGAAGAGAAAUGGUGGCUCCCCUUCCCUAAGGUCCCACCAAACGGUUUGUCUCAAGAUGUAAGGAAAAAAUUACUGCACUCCAGGGAAUGCACGAAUCAGAUCCUUAAGGCUGCCAUGGCAAUUAAUAGCAGUGUGCUGGCUGAGAUGGAAAUCCCAAUUGCUUACUUGGAGAGCUUGCCCAAGAGUGGAAAAGCUUGUUUAGGCGAAAUCUUAUAUCGUUGCGUUACUGCCGAGCAAUUCUCUCCUGAGUCCCUUCUUGAUUUCUUAGACUUUUCAUCAGAGUACACCACUCUGGAUAUAGCAAACAGGAUUGAGGCUGCUGUGCACAUUUGGAGGCCGAAGUAUCUGAAAACACAUUCAGUUCAUGCAAAGGCUGGGAAGUCAUCAUGGGGUGGCAAGGUUAAGGGCUUUGUAGGUGACAGAGAAAAGAGCAAGUAUCUAGCAAGUCGAGCUGAGUCCCUUUUGCAGAAUUUAAGGCUACGGUUCUCUGGCCUCCCACAGACUGCUUUGGACAUGAGCAAGAUCCAGUAUAACAAGGAUGUUGGGCAGUCAAUCCUUGAGAGCUAUUCUAGAGUGAUGGAAAGCUUAGCCUUCAAUAUAAUGGCAAGAAUUGAUGAUCUCCUAUAUGUAGACGAUGCCGCGAAGCAACGUGCGGCAGCAGCAGCAAAGGCAACUCCUCUUUAUGACCAGGAAAGGUUAGGUUGUGUUCUUCCCAAACAGCAGCGGAUCUCACGUAGCCCCUUCUCAGUUCAACGCUCAUAUUGUGCUUCUCCAUUCACAACGCCGGCAUGCCAUUGUAGUCAGAUAGAUGCAAGCCCUGGUGGAAGGACACAUCAUGCCGUGAAGAAUUUAAGAACUGUGAAAUAAGUGGCUUUGAGAGGAAGCAGGUACCACAUGCUUUUUUAUUCAGUUGGAAGUGGAGACGGUGAAAAUCUUACCUGAUAUGAAUCUCAACUGUUUUGGCCAAUGACAUCAUUGUAGAAAAUGCAGUAUAUAAAUUCAAAAACUACCCUCAAGAGAUAAUAUAUCAAGGGUCCCAAAUCAGUAAUGAACCCCGCAGCAUAUGCUAUAUUGCACACUAGUUUGGCUCAUGACAUUGUGUUGAUGGGGCUUUUGAGGCAAAUUUGUUGUUGUAGUGGUAGGACUAGAAAAUCCCUUAAUCAGGCAUAAUAGCACGGUUAGAUAUU